Messenger RNA from Miscanthus lutarioriparius, 1410 nucleotides. NCBI's taxonomy places the organism in Eukaryota, Viridiplantae, Streptophyta, Magnoliopsida, Poales, Poaceae. The record is from the annotation of a GenBank genome assembly.
AUGUUUUUCUGGUUCCACCAUAGGGAGAAUAAUGGCUUGGUUAUCUCUAAUGACAACACACUGAAGCAGACUGUGGAGGUAGAAAAACAGGAGAGGCAAGGUAAGGAGGUUUUAGUAGUUGAGGAACUGGAUGAGUUGAAUGAGGAUUCGGGGUCACUGGAUGAGCCGCCGGGUUGGCUUCCUGACGGUUGGAUUAUGGAGGUCUGUCAAGAAGACAAUGGCUCCAUCUACCAGUACUACACUUCCCCAAUGUCCGGAUACACAUUCACAUCAAAGAUGGAGACGUUGCAUUAUCUUUUCUCAGGGGUGGAAGAACGUAUGUUGGAGUUGCACGCAGGCGCUGAGGAUAACGAGCUUCAUGAGUCACAUACAUGGCUUCCACGUGAGUGGGUGAUUGAAGUCAGAGCCGGUGGGAAGAAAAUGGACAAAAUGUACAAGUUCUAUGUUAACCUACCUACUGGGAAGCGAUUCUUGUCAAAAGCAGAAGUAUUGCACUUUGUUAAUAAGGGCAUGGUUUCUACAUGUGAUAUGGAUGUGCUGUGCGACACUAGCACUGAUGAUAAUAUACUUGCUCAUGUGGAGUUCAAUCCUGAUGGUUUACCAGAUGGAUGGGUGAAAGAAAUGAUAUUUAGAAAGUGCAAUGAUGGAAUCAGAAAAGACCCGUAUUAUACCGAUCCUGUUAGUCAUCGUGUAUUUCGCACGCUUAAGUCUGCAUUGAGCUACCUUGGAACUGGAGAAAUAUCUAAGCAUUCCUAUUUACCAAGGAGAAAUGUCAUUGACAUGUAUUCAUUUGACAAGUGUGCAGAUCUGCCUAAACGUAUGCUGAAAAGACUGAAAGCAGAAGGACAAACAAAGAAAAAAUUCAUGAGAGCACUGGUUUUAGACAAGGAAUUAUCUAAUGGGCAGACUUCAAAUCAGUCUGAAGGUGCUAUUGGGUUAACUCAAUCUGACCCGGAAGGAGAUAAGUUUGGAUCUGUGGAAGCGACAUGCGAAAAAGGAAUCAGUUCAGAGACUAUGAAACGACGAAGAGGGAGGCCAAAGAAAAUCUUGAAGCAAACAAAUGAUAGCAUUUCAGAUCGUGACAAGGGUUCACAUAAGGAGCACAUUGAGGCCAAAGAUGAUGUAGAUAUCAGUGGUGGGAAAGACUUGACGAAUGUGAAGAUUUCGGAGCGUACCGAGACGCAGAAUAGCACAAUGAUAAUCAAGGAAGUAAACAACAACACAGCAGAGAAAAACCUGUCGAAGACAGAGGGAGACAAAUCGGAUUUGCUAACUAGCAUGGGUUUGCACAAGCAAGAGAAUGGCAGGUUAACUGAAGUUAGUGAGAAGGCAACAUUCUCCACAGUUCAUAAAUUUUACAAGAGGAGAAGUUGCAACCAGACACUCGGUUCAAGAAAAAAGAUAAAUUAG